Rubroshorea leprosula is the source of this 1543-nucleotide messenger RNA. The record is from the annotation of a GenBank genome assembly. NCBI's taxonomy places the organism in Eukaryota, Viridiplantae, Streptophyta, Magnoliopsida, Malvales, Dipterocarpaceae.
GCUUAAAUUUCCCUCCACCCAUUUUCACUUCAAUUCACUCAAACUUAAAAAAAAUUUCUCAUAUCCUCUUCCUUCCAAAAGUAUCCAUUCUACUCUCCUGAAAUCUCCCAUUCUACUCUCAGACCAAAUUUGUGCAAGUUCCAUCUUCAAAUUUCUUUCGAAUUGAGGAUCUUGAUCCCUGUACCAAACCCUAACCAUUUUGGGUAAUAACCUCCAUACCAAACAGAGCAUUAGCCCUACGCUCGUCUCCAACGUGGACCAGAAUCCUGACGCCAUCACUCCAGGCAUCGACAACCAAGAUCGCCCUUUUGUUCUUAGGAAGCGUAACCUAUGGAGACAGUUGAGGAGGAUCAAGAGUACAACUACAGGGAGGUGUUGCUGCCUUCUUUGAUCCAUAUUGUACCCGAACCGGAGUUGGAGAGGGAGACGGAAGAGAGGAGGAGAGGCCGAGACAUAUUGAUAGCGAUUGAUCAUGGUCCCAACAGCAAGUAUGCAUUUGAUUGGGCCCUUAUUCACUUCUGCAGGAUUGCUGAUACCCUCCAUCUUGUUAAUGCUAUUUCCAGUGUUAAAAAUGAGGUGGUUCAUGAAGCUAGCCAGGGGCUUAUGGAGAAGCUAGCUGUUGAGGCGUAUCAGGUUACAAUGGUGAAGUGUGUGGCUCGGAUUGUGGAGGGGGACGCAAGUAAGGUUAUUUGCCGGGAAGCAGACAGGAUAAAGCCAGCAACUGUGGUUAUGGGAGGUAGCCAGAAAGUCGUUUACUUGCAAGAAAGGUGUCUCCUACUGAUUCCCUUCUUCUGUGAAGGUGUUAGUUCGUAAUGUAAUUUGGAUAAGGAUGACUAAUGUUGUAGCCACUAAAUUUUUAUGAUUUUUUUUUGUAUUGUUGAGGAGUGCUGUUGCAAAUCUUAGCUAAUUUGUGUUGUUGGAUGAAAUUCUUGGUGCAUUUCUCAGGUUUUUUAGUUGGCGAAGGAUCUCCUUAUAUUCAUUAAUUUGAGAGUGAUUCUUGACUCUUUCUACGAACUGAUGCUAAGAUCGGCAACCUUUUUCCCCCAUUUCUUUUUAAAUUAACAAUGGCUUAUUAACAUGUGCAACUUUAGUAUUUUCAUUUCCAAUCUUUCCAUGCUUGAAUCUGUAAUCAACAUGUUGGUGCUAUUGUUUGAUAAUUAAAGCGCAGUCAUUGCAUUUAAGUUCUUGAAUGCUAUUUUUGCAGGUUUACCAGUUUAUCAAGGAACAAGUUGAACAGCUCGACAAAAAUGAGCAAUGGUACAGAGCACUUAUGGAUAUAAUUACCUUAUAUGAAUAACCAUUAUACUUAUGUUCUUGAACACUAUAUUAUGAGGUUUGCAGGGAACAAGCAAUGGCAUAGUAGGAAUGGUAGUCAUUCCUUUCUUGUUAUCAAUGUAAGACCAUAGUUUUAAGUUAAUUUCUUAGCAGCUGGCAAAAACUGGAGGUUGUAAUUUUAGUUCUUACUUUUGAUUAUUUCGAUUUUAUUUCAAAAUUUCAAACAAGGAAUCUUUGUGUUGUUGACAAUUAAAUGCUAUGUUUUGAA